Molecule: messenger RNA, 2259 nt
Organism: Paramecium tetraurelia
Lineage: Eukaryota; Ciliophora; Oligohymenophorea; Peniculida; Parameciidae
Exons: 5
Biological process (GO): protein phosphorylation
Molecular function (GO): protein serine/threonine kinase activity; ATP binding
Source: RefSeq, a predicted model, not a curated record
AUGCCACCAAAAAGAUAACAUCAUAAAACUUAGUCCUCAGAAAUCUCACCUAUGGCCUUGAUGAGUUAUCUAUCUAAUAGAGAAUAAAUUUAAGCAAGAUUCUCCAAUUCACCAACACUACAAAUGGAUUUCAAACCUAACAAAUAGUUAAUUCAUCAACAAAGUCCAUUGUUAAAAUAGAAUGAAUAACACAAUAAUAGUACCAAUUUAUUUAAUAAUCUGAGGUAAACAUAAAGAAAAAUAUAAUAAUCGGAUUUGCUCAAAUCAAAAGAUUUUAUGUCACCAAAAUUUGUUAGUCAAGAGAAAAAGCUAGUCCCCUAAAAAACAGUCAUCAGAUAAGGAGGAAAUCAUAUCAAAACUCAACCUCACUCUCAUUAAAACUCAUAAUCAUCCAUCACAAAAAUUGAUAAAACAUAAGAAGAUUACAAAUAAUUAUCUCUCAUCUCUUCUGCAAUACCAAAAUCAUCUGAGAUUGUCUUGACUCAACCUUAAUCUGCUACUAAUAAAACAGAACUCACAUUAAAACAGAAAGCCGACUUAGCCAUUCAAGAAAUGAAGUAAAGACAAUAAGAGGAAUCGCUUUAGAGAAUUAAUUUUCAAAAAUCUUUAGGAGUUUCAAGUGCAAAACACCAAUCCUAACUAUUUCUGCAACAAAACUCCUAUAAAUCAAGUAGCACAAAACAAUUAGAGAGUUAAAAAUUAAAAACUCAUUCAGCCUCUUAACCAAUUAUUGAAUUUACUCCAAAUAAACCAAUUACAACCAGAAAGUAAUUAUAAGACACAAUAAACAUCAUAUUAUUAUGUAAAUCUCUUAAAGAGAAAAUCACCAUAGAUAUCCAAUCGAAUUCAAUACAAUAUUUGGUAGAUUUAGUGAAACAAAUUAUUUCUAAAAACUUCGGAACAACCUUACCUACAGUUAUUGGGAUUAUAACUUGUAAUAUUUCAAUACCCGUCGAUUAUAUCCUAUCAAAAGUAGAGAGACCAUUAUCUCUUUUGAAUUCUAGCCAUCUUCAACCGUUAAUCAUUGAACCAGUCUUUGCUUUAGAGAAUGAAAUCAAGACUCCUAGAGUCAGUUUAAAAGACUUUGAAUUUAUCAGAUGCAUAGGAAUGGGAGGAUUCUCUAAAGUUUAUAUGGUAAGGGAAAGAAAAUCAGGAUAAUAUUAUGCAAUGAAAUUGAUAGAAAAGAGUCCCAUAAUCUAAUAAAAUAAAUAAAGUAUUAUCUAAAAUGAGAGAGAUAUCAUGUCUAUUCUUAAUCAUCCUUUUAUAGUGAAGAUGCAAUAUGCUUUUGAAUCUAGAAAAUAUCUAGUUUUUGUCUUAGAAUACUGUUCUGGAGGCGAGUUGUUUUAUCUGUUGAGAAAAGUUAAAAGGAUGAAAGAGGAGGAAGCAUUUUUUUACUUCUCUGAAAUUUGUUUAGGUAUGAAAAACCUACAUGAGAAUAACAUUAUUUAUAGAGAUAUCAAACCAGAAAAUAUUUUGAUUGACUUUGAUGGUCAUGUUAGAAUAGCUGAUUUUGGGUUAUCGAAGCCUAAUAUGACAGAAUAAGACAUUGGAUAUUCAUUUUGUGGAUCCCCUGAAUACAUGGCACCUGAGAUGCUAUUAAAGUCUGGACACACUUUUCAAUUGGAUUUGUAUUGUUUAGGAGCAUUACUGUAUGAACUUGUAACUGGUUUACCCCCCUAUUAUUCAAGAAAUACAGAAGAAAUAUACACGAGAAUACUAAAUUAAAAGUUAAAUUUUCCUCCAUAAUUAUAAAUGUCCUCUUCAAUUAAGGAUUUAUUGAAUAAUUUAUUAGCUAAAAACCCGAAAAAUAGAAUUGAUUCAAUUGAUACUUUAUUAAAACACCCAUGGAUGAUCUAAUGGGGAGAUAAAAAUUUAUAUAAAGAUAUUUUAUAAAGAAAGAUUGAACCCCCUUUUAAACCUGAUCACUAUUCGUUCAAUUUCGAUGAAUAAGAAUUUGGUCAAGGUGAGGCAGAAUUCUUAGCAUUUAUCAAACCUCUUUAGUAGAAUAUCUCUGAAAAUUUUCCGAAAGAAAUUAUAUUAAAACAAUUUUAUUAUAAUAGUAAUGAAGCCAAUUUCCAGGAAAGCACUGGCGGUACUAGAAAUAAUUAAAUGGAAUAUCAAAGUACAUAAAAAUAAAAAAACAAAAGAUUGAAUACUUUUGAGAGCGAAAAUUAAAUGAAUCAACAAGAUUAAAGGUUCUACAUGUUGAAUUAAAUGAAAACUCAAACAGAUAACGAUUAGAAGAGAAAAUCUGCAUGA